This is a messenger RNA of Physeter macrocephalus (sperm whale), 762 nucleotides long. RefSeq names its product peptidylprolyl isomerase A (gene PPIA). Bases 56 to 550 code for a protein of 164 amino acids. Gene Ontology annotation, biological process: protein peptidyl-prolyl isomerization; protein folding. Gene Ontology annotation, cellular component: intracellular membrane-bounded organelle. NCBI's taxonomy places the organism in Eukaryota, Metazoa, Chordata, Mammalia, Artiodactyla, Physeteridae. The transcript has 5 exons. Gene Ontology annotation, molecular function: peptidyl-prolyl cis-trans isomerase activity. The record is from RefSeq and is a predicted model, not a curated record.
GGCUCGUGCUGCUUUGCAGACGCCGCCACACCGGGACUUUUCGUGCUGCCCAACCAUGGUCAACCCUACCGUGUUCUUUGACAUCGCCGUCGACGGCGAGCCCUUGGGCCGCGUCUCCUUCGAGCUGUUUGCAGACAAAGUUCCAAAGACAGCAGAAAACUUUCGUGCUCUGAGCACUGGGGAGAAAGGCUUUGGUUAUAAAGGUUCCUGCUUUCACAGAAUAAUUCCGGGAUUUAUGUGCCAGGGUGGUGACUUCACACGCCAUAAUGGCACUGGUGGCAAGUCCAUCUAUGGGGAGAAAUUUGAUGAUGAGAAUUUCCUCCUGAAGCAUACGGGUCCUGGCAUCUUGUCCAUGGCAAAUGCUGGCCCCAACACAAACGGUUCCCAGUUUUUCAUCUGCACUGCCAAGACUGAGUGGUUGGAUGGCAAGCAUGUGGUCUUUGGCAAGGUGAAAGAGGGCAUGAACAUUGUGGAAGCCAUGGAGCGCUUUGGGUCCAGGAAUGGCAAGACCAGCAAGAAGAUCACCAUUGCUGACUGUGGACAAAUCUAAUAAUAAAUUUGACUUGUGUUUUAUCUUAACCACCAGACCAUUCCUUCUGUAGCUCAGGAGAGCAGCACCCCUUCAUCCCCAUCUGCUCAAAAUAUACUAUAAUCUUUGUGCUCUCAUUGCACUUCUUUGGGUUCCAUAUUUUCCUUAUUCCCCUCCAAGUUUAGCUGAAUUGCAAAGUUAAGUUUAUGGUUAUGAAAUAAAAACUAAACAAC